Molecule: messenger RNA, 2148 nt
Organism: Fopius arisanus
Lineage: Eukaryota; Metazoa; Arthropoda; Insecta; Hymenoptera; Braconidae
Product: proton-coupled folate transporter
Exons: 9
Coding region: 415-1920 (501 amino acids)
Biological process (GO): transmembrane transport
Cellular component (GO): membrane
Molecular function (GO): transmembrane transporter activity
Source: RefSeq, a predicted model, not a curated record
AAUACUUCCAUUGAAAGUUGAAACACGUGUUUGGCAGUUGCCUGGCUACAGUGGUCCAAUGGUUGAAAUUAACCGACUAAAUUUCAAAUAGAUCAUGUAGUCGAUAAACCGGAUAAUUCAAUUGAGAUAAAAGUGUCGUACAAUGAGAGUUAUAAAGGCAAUACCAAGACUACCAGUUAUUUUUCACCCACGAGACUCUCUUUUAUCCUGCAAAGGAGAUAUUCCAGGUCUACCUGAAUUACGCUGUGGUAUUUCAUAACCAAUGGUAUUACAAUCAUUGGAAACAUGAGGAAACCUAUGAGCAGUUAUCUUUUGAAUAACUUAGAAGUCAGUUGAAUUCCACUGAGACGAAGAAAUUGUGCUGAAAACAUUAUUAAGUUAUUGACUACUCUGGAAUCAGUCGCGCUUACAUACAUGGAUACCUUAAGCGCACAGCCUGGUGAUGCUGGGAAUCAUCGUCCCCAUGGAAUUCUGGAGAAGUACUUCAGGUGGAUCACGUAUGUAUCUGUGGAACCCACCAUGUGGCUGUACAUGAUGGCUUAUAUGGUGACGUCGGUGAUUGAACAAGCAUUUUUUGUUCACAAGGCUUGUCGAGUCAACCAUGGCUUCUCGGAAGAAGCUUGCAAGAACAUUAGUGCCAACAAAACUGUCAAGGACAUAGUCCAGCUGACGGUAUCGGACUUUCACCAAUGGAACAAUAUCGCGGGACAUGUGAUGCCGAUAAUCUUGGCACUGUUCUUCGGAAAUUGGAGCGACAGGAGAGGCAGAAAAUUGCCACUGGUCAUUGGCCUGAUGGGGAAAGUCAUCUACUCAGGCAUGGUGGUGGUAAAUGCAUUGAUGCCAAAUUGGGAUGUAUUCAUGAUUAUUUACACUGCAAGCAUCCCGAUGGGAAUGUUGGGAGGAGAUGUCGCGAUAUUUGGAAGUUGUUUCGCUUACAUCUCCGAUGUAUCGUCCGUACAAAGAAGAACAUUCCGAGUUACUCUUUUAGAUAUUGUGUACCUGAGCACGAUGCCGACAGGAAUCGCCCUGGGAUCGUAUCUUUUUACGAGAGUCUUUGACGGCUCCUACGCUAUAAUGUUUACGAUCAAUACAUCCCUCUUGGUUCUUUCUGUUAUCUACUCUCUGAUUGUCUUGAAGUGGCAGACAAAUCCGCGACAACAGCCACUCAAUGGCGUCAAUCCCUUUACGGAUUUCUUCGAUGAAAAGCACGUGAUUGCCACAUUUAAAACACUAACCAACAGGCGGCCCAAGUUCGCGAGACUUCACCUUUGGAUUCUCUUUGUUGCGAUGGCCCUCUACACCUUCCAAAGAGAUGAAAAACCAAUGAGCUAUCUUUACACGCAGCGAUUCUUCAAUUGGGAUGUCAAAGAUUUCAGCAAUUUCAGGACAUUCCAGUCUUCUCUGUUUGUUGCUGCUAUGCUAGUCGGUGCUCCAACACUGAGCAGAGGACUGGGCUUGAAGGACACGUACAUAGUUAUCAUCGGUGCAUUGUCCCACGCUGGUGGUAGAAUUCUAUUCGCUUCGGCAUUAUCUCCCAACGUAUUCUACGCAGGUGCUGCUGUGGCCGCUUUAGGACCUGUCAUCGCACCCGUUCUACGAUCGAUGACCUCCAAAGUAGUGCCCGUUAAUGAAAGAGGAAAAGUUUUUGCGGUUCUCGCUGUCUGCGAUAAUGCAGUUCCACUGUUCAGUGGUGUUUUAUACUCCCAAUUGUACAAUGUGGCUUACAACUCAGUACCAAAUGCUAUUUAUUGGCUCACCUUUGCCACGCAAAUUUCUGUUAUGUUGUUGAUAAUUGUUAUCCAUAUUUCUCCUGGAGCUAGUGAACAAGAAAUUAAUGAGUCUGAGACUGGUAAUUGGGCUGUUAUAGACGGAACUUCUAGCAGAUCCAAUAGAGCCGUUGAUGGCGGCGGAAAUUCCUAGCAUUCCUUCAUACUUUACAUAUCAAAUGUCAACUUGAAGUAUUUUUUUAAUCAAUCUAGGAUAAAUCACAUAUUUUCGUCCUUUGCCUUUAUGUUAUUGUUACUGUUAAUGGAAUUAUUAUAUAUACUAUGCAUAAUUGUAGAAUCAGGGAACUCAACUGAAGAACUUCAGUGAGUUCUGUAGGAAUUGAUUAUUGAAUUGAAUUUCUAUUAAAUGAUUUCUAUUGAA